GGCGAGCCACCGUACCGGCAUACGGACUAACAAGGUUCAGAUUCUGUACUGCUAACCGCCAAUUGCCAGCACAAGACAAUCUCACAGUCUCCGGAAUAAUCACGACUGGAAAGUCUCCAGUGCUAACACCCACGAACGAGAGUGCUGUUCGUGCUCCUUGCCAAAAUUGUGAUGGCGAUGGCGAUGGCGAGGUCGCCUGAGAAUUGUUUCCGAUACGGGGCCGUUAUAUUCAUGCUUACCAUACGUCCCAGGUAAGAAUGUUUUCACGAACUUAUGCAGUGCACAGCUGCCUAAGGCCUCCCAGAAUCACAAAGAUCAAAGAUCGUCGGAGACAUAUAGAAUGUCUCCGAGAGGACCUUUGCUGGAACUUGGAAUAAGCAGCGGGAGCAUCGCUAGUCAAAAUACACAUAUAUGAGUACGAGCAGAUCCUCGGGCCUUGAAUGCUUUGUUUCCACUCACGCCCUCUUACUCCUCCUCUGCAUUACAUGAGAACCGUAAGCCAAAAAGCCCUACCACACUGAACGCAACCAUGGCUGCUGCGGAACAAGCAAAAUCAAUGUUCGAUGAUGACAACUUCGCGAAGAUGUACGCUUCGGCGGAGAAACUUACGGGUCACUUCGCAAAGAUUCUCGUUGAUACCGUGGUGAAGAACAUCUCCGAUAACGAGGAACUGGUUAUUCUUGACGAAGCUUGCGGGACCGGGAUUGUCUCCAAGCACUUGAUGGACGCACUCAGCCUUAAUUCGAAGAAAAACCUCGAGCUUACAUGUGCCGACAACGCCGAUGCCAUGCUCAAGGUCAUAGCCAAGCGUAUCGAGACCAAUGGCUGGAAGAAUGCGAAGACAGCCAAAUCGGAUGGCAUAGAUACCAAGCUGCCGAGCUCACACUUUACGCAUAUCCUGCUCAACUUUGGGCCCAUGAUUUUCUCAGACUCCAAGAAAGGUCUAUCCGAGUGCUACCGCAUGCUACGGCCCGGCGGUACAUUGGCCAUGACUUCAUGGGAAAAGGUUGGCUGGAUGCCAGACAUGCGCGCAGCAAUGGCGAGUGAUCCGGAACUGCCUGCGAUGCCUCCGGACGAUCAAUUGCGUAAGGCCUUCUCCUCCACCGACGGCGCAAAAUGGGAUGAAGCACCAUGGGUUCAGGAUUUUGUCUCCGACAUAGGGUUUGUCGAUGUGCGAGUUGAGAAGGUGCACCAUAGAAGCUCUCUGACAAACGUUACGGAGUUCAUGGGGAUGAUUCAGGGGGUGUUCAUGCUCCUUAUCAACACGCAGUGGACAGAAGAACAGAAGGAAAAGUAUCGUGAUCGUGCAAAGAAUGUGAUUGAGAAGUACAUGGUGGACAAAUACGGCGAGGGUGAGAUCCAAUGGGACUGGGUUGCUAUCAUGACAACCGCGAAGAGGGCUGCGUAGUAUUUGGCAACAGCGUGAGCGUUGCAGGUAAAGCUUGGGACAUUCUUUAAGGAGUGAAAAUAGAUAAUUCCCAAGAAAUCUCUGCCCAUUAUGAGAUUCUCAGGUAACCAGGAUUCUUAGGGGCAGUAAUAGGCAUAUUUAGACAAGUCUCUUGGUGUAGCAUCUCGAGUUAAGUUCUCGACCGCCGUACACAUCAUCUUCCAGA
Exophiala xenobiotica is the source of this 1613-nucleotide messenger RNA. RefSeq lists its product as uncharacterized. Gene Ontology annotation, molecular function: methyltransferase activity. The transcript is spliced from 2 exons. The record is from RefSeq and is a predicted model, not a curated record. Lineage: Eukaryota; Fungi; Ascomycota; Eurotiomycetes; Chaetothyriales; Herpotrichiellaceae. The coding region runs from base 530 to 1408 and encodes 292 amino acids.